This is a messenger RNA of Tilletiaria anomala UBC 951, 7130 nucleotides long. RefSeq lists its product as uncharacterized. The coding region runs from base 267 to 6950 and encodes 2227 amino acids. Gene Ontology annotation, molecular function: histidine phosphotransfer kinase activity; phosphorelay sensor kinase activity; protein binding. NCBI's taxonomy places the organism in Eukaryota, Fungi, Basidiomycota, Exobasidiomycetes, Georgefischeriales, Tilletiariaceae. The record is from RefSeq and is a predicted model, not a curated record. Gene Ontology annotation, biological process: protein autophosphorylation; phosphorelay signal transduction system. The transcript is spliced from 5 exons.
GUCCGAGUUGCUGCUCCUGUCACCAUGGAACAGGCAAUGCUCGCUGACCAGUGCGGCCACAGCAGAGCAGAGCAUCAGCACCAGAACCAGAACCAGAACCAUAACCAGAAUCAGCACCAAUCGCGUCAUCCCCUUCGCAAGGCAGGUCGCACGCGAGCCAUGCACAGCUGACCGCCGAUCCGGUACACAUACUCGCCACCAAUUGUAGCCCCGCGGCCACUGCCACUGCUGGUACGGCGGCUCACCUCGGCCGCAGGAGCGAGGAAAUGCUCGCAGAAGGGCUCAGCGAUGCGCUUGCCCUUCUCCCUGAAUCGUCUGGCGGCAGCGGCAGCAGCCGCGGCACCGGCACCGGCGCUGCAGGUGCCUCCACCAUCAUGAGCGCCAGGGACGACAAGGAGAAUGACAGGGAGAAGGAAAAGGAUAUAACAGUAGGCGAGCAGAGCGGCUCCACACACCCACAAACACAGUCUCAGUCGCGUGCACAUUCACGCACCUCGUCCACGGCAGCCGCCUCGCCGCGUCGCAUGUCCAGCAGCACAUCCAUGAGCCCCGCCGGCUGCAGCAACAGCGACUCCAGCGCCUGCAGCGGCGGCGGAAACGUAGGCUCGGCGGCGUACAGCCACGCGCAUGCAAAUGCGCAACAUCAUCCGCACCCACCCGCACAUGCACACGUGUACGGCUUGUCGUCCGGCGCGGCACUCCCGCCGGCGCAUGGUCAUGCCGGGCGCCGCGCUGGAGGCUGGCGCGGCUCAGCGGUGCUUGCGAGCUCCAGCGCGCGCAUCGUCCAGAGCCCCUCACAGCAGAGCGCCGUCAGCCUCAGCCUGUCUGGCGGUAGCGGUGCAGGUAGUGGCGGCAGCGGUGCAGGUAGUGGCGGCAGCGGUGCAGGUAGUGGCGGCACAGCGCCAGCGGCGAACAGCUCGGCUGGCGGGGGCGAUUGGGUGCAUCCAUCGCAUGGCCGCGGGAGCUUCGAUGGCGGGGACAACGCCGGUGGCAGCAUCGGCACAGGCACGGGGAGCGGUAGCGUCGGCUUCGGCGGCGGCGGUAGCAGCGAGCGCAGCGGCUGCGGCGCAGCAUCAGGAGGAGGCAGCGCGAGCACCGACAGCGGCAGCGUCAGGACGACGGGAGGCUCGAUGAUCGACAUCGCGAGCUCAGUGCACGCGUGGGACUUUGCGGACCACCCGCCGCACGCCACUGGCAGACCCGCCAGCUCUCCGCCCGGCGCGCUCGCACACCUCCCCCCCCUUAUUCCCUUGCCCGCGUCCGCGUCUGCUGGGACUGCUGCUGCUGAGCCAUCCGUGCCACCAGCAGCAACGGCGGCGCUGGCGGAGGGAAACAGGAAACCCGCAGCAAAGGGUCCCGCUCGCGAGCUGGUGCAACACGAAGCUAGAGGAGACGGCGACAGCGGGGGCGUACUCGAGGGUAGCAGCGAGGGCGAAUGCGCCGACGCCUGUGACGAGUCGGCCGAGCAGAGCAUGAUGACCGACCCGCCGCUGUAUGGUCCGGGCGAUGAGGGACAGUACGACUGGGCAAACUUUGUCUUUGCCUACUCGCGCGGGCGCUGGGAUCCGCUGCGCCUACCGCGCCCGCCGGGUAGGUCGAGCCUAUACCCCGGCAUCCUGACGCGCAUUUCGCUCAACGGCACACCCGUCGCAGACAUUAAGGUGCUCGGUGGGCGCCGGCCCAGCCUUGAGUAUGCCAGCUCCGACGGCGGCGGCAGCGCAAGCGGCGCGGUGCUCGAGCUCGCUGCGCAGAAUGCAGUCAGGAUGGCAAAGGAGAAAGACGAGGUUGUCGCUGGCGCCGGGCGGAGCUCGUCGUCCGCCACAGCAGUAACUGAGGGAAGCAUAGAGUCGCCGCUGCUCGCCAAACAGCGAGACAAAGCAGCUAUCGAUGAUGACGCUAACACUACAGCCGCGGCUGCGGCACACGCUGCUGCUCUCCGCAGCCCGUCGCAGCGGGCCGUGCCGGCAACUCCAGAGCUGGACCACCUUAUCCACGCCAGCACCGAGAGCGCGUGGAACGUCCCGACGACCAACAAGAUCGAGGCAUGUGAGAAGGAGAAGGCACAGCGCCUCCAGCACAAGCAGGAGCCCUUUGGCGCCGGCGCUAUUGCAGCCUCGGAAGCGGGAGCGGGAACGGGUGGUGGCAUCUCCAAGCCUUUGCACAGCAAGACACCCCCGACGCCCGUUUCGGCCGGGCAGGACGUGCUGGACUACGUGCAGGGUCUCAACUGCCCGGCCAAUCUGUCGCACGACCGCGAUGAGUGUCUCUGGCAGUCGGAACAGAAGUAUCAGCAGCGCCGCCACGAGGCGUCCAGUAGAGCAAAGCGGCAGCAGCAACAGCAACAGCAGGGGUCCGGCGGGGAUGGUGUCGCGUCAAAGUCUACACCGAGUGGGCUGCUGCUCACUGGUCGGCGUGCCGCCGUCCACGAUGAAGACGAAAAGGACGAGGAGGGCAGGCAGGCGCCGCAUCGACCGCAGCCAACUCCGUUACAGCCCAUGCCUGUGACGUUCCUCUCGGAGCCCGCAUAUGGCUGGGACUCAGUCCCGGAGGGGACGAGCACGACGUUGGAGCAGGUCAUGGCGCGCCAGGCCUCGCAGGGCAGCCAGGGCGACGCGCCCUCACUCUUCCUGGCAUCGGACGGCGGCAGCGCCCUGGACAACACGACACUCGACGGCCUGCGCCGCGCUGCGCGUCGUGCCAGCUUCGAGCGGCGCGCCGCCACGCUCCCGCUGAAGAACUCGGACGGCAAGCUGCAGCCGCACAGCCUCAGCUUCCCGCCCAACCUAUCCAAGGCCAAGGCGAUGAUCAGGCCCUACGGCAUCCUGCGCAUGACCGAGGCGAAGCUUGGCGUAUCGUGGACAACGACAUCCGCAUGGCCCAUAGCCAAGCAGGUCGCCGGGCCGCAACAGCCGGCCCGCGAGGAGCCGUUCUCGUCCAUCAGCAACAGCGCUUCGAUGCAGGACGUGACGGCACACGAUCGGCACAGCCACGAGCAGAGACAGGGCGCAACGCCGAUGCGACUGAACCCUCCAAGUGGCUCGCUCGCGGGCCGCGAGAUGCUCGAUCGCUCCGCCACAACCGACGGCAGCGCGCCCACGUCGUAUGAUGACCUGCCUCCAACGCGUCCAUCCCAUCGUAAAAGAUCUUCGUCGUCCGGCGGCGAUGCGCGCGGAGGCGGCAGCAGCAGCAACAGCAGCAGUAACGCGCAAUGCAACUCGCCCAGCAAAGGCGAAGACGACGCAGGCGAUGCAGGCGGAAGUGGCACGGGUGCGAGCGCAGGCGCAGGCUCGACGAUCAACACCUACGUCGCCGCUGGUCGACAAGCGGAAGCAUUCUUCCGCGAGAACGGCUACCUACCCGCCGUACCGCCUCCAAAUGAACUCGACCGAAGGAAAGCGCUACGGCGCUACGGCCCGCCGAAGCUCUCCGGCAACGCGAACUUCGACCGCAUUGCGCACUUGGUCAAGCUUGUGUUUAACACCAAACUCGUCCUCAUCAGCCUCAUCGGCGAGCGAGAGCAGAUCUUCCGCACUGAGAGCGGAGGCGGCGGCGACUUGAACCUCAACACCCUGCAACGUCUUGCCGGGUCGCGUGAUUGCUCGUUCUGUGGGCAUGCCAUCCUGCAGGAUGGAGAUGAGCCAAUUGUAGUGCUGGACGCAGCAAAGGACUGGCGCUUCGCUGGCAACCCGCUUGUCACGAGCGUGCCCAACAUUCGCUUUUACGCCGGCAGCCCCCUGCGCACCGCUGAUGGCUACAAUAUCGGAAGCCUGUGCGUCAUCGACAACCGGCCAAGGGACGAAUUCAGCCCGCGGCAACGGCACACGCUGCGAGAGUUCGCGCGGAUCGUCAUGCGCGAAAUGGAGCUGCUGCGAGAUCGCAUGCACUUCGAAGCGAGGGACCGCAUGCAACACUCGAUCGAGAAUUUCACACGAGAAUGCCUGGAGAUGGACUUGGAGGAGUCGACGGAUGGCGAGGUGCAUGUUGCCCAGGGUGCCAGACGUAUCUAUGGCUUGGCGGCCGAGACAAUGCAGGAGGCGCUGCAGGCCAACGGAGCGGUCGUCUUUGACCUUUCGCACUUUGAACUGAUCGAGUCUUUUCCGCCAGACUCGGAAGAUUCCAGCACGAAGAUCUUCUUCCCGAGUCCAUACUCGCAUCCGGACCUCAAGCCGUUCGCGAGUACGGAUAAGCCUGACGAGCUAGACGUGGUCGACAGCCCAUUCUGGGACGGGUCGCACAAGGGUGGUGCCCUCAAGAGUAAGCUGGUACCGCCUAUGAUCGUCCUCGGAACAAGCGAGGACCAAGAGCCUCCUCUGGAACGAGCAGAUCCUGUGCCCUUAUCGCAUCACGUGCAGGUUGCUCAGUUCCUCAGAGCGCACCCCGCUGGCAGGUUCUACCCGUACACGCCGACGCCACUUCGGCACCUGCUUCCCGACGGCAUCUCGCGCCUACUGGUCGUGCCUAUCUUCGGGCUCAAUCGCCAGCCGUUUGCCAUGCUGUGCACGUACUCGCUCUCGACCGAGGAAGGCUCGGCAUUGGAGGAGCUGAAAGAAACGGGGCUGCAGUACUUGCGAGCGAUCGGCAUGAUCAUUCUCAGCGCGGUGCUCCGCAAAGACAUCAUGCUUGCCGACAAGGCGAAGAGUCAUUUCAUCUCAAACAUCUCACAUGAACUCCGGACGCCACUGCAUGGAAUUCUCGCUGCGGCAGAGCUGUUGGCCGAGACCAAAUUGAGCGCGACGCAAGGAUCCUACCUGGACACGGUUGAGGCUUGUGGCAAGUCGCUGCUUGAGCUUGUCAACCACGUGCUGGACUUCACCAAGCUCAGCGGGUCAAGUCGCUCAAAGGGCUUGCCUUCGCACAACAAGACCAAAUGUGACCUGGUGCGAUUGGUGCAGGAGGUCUGCGAGAGCAGCUGGAUUGGUCAGAUGGCGAAAACUCUGGGAAUGCAGAGCAACUCGGGCAUCGGAUCGCUCUAUGCUCCUCCAGAAAGCAAGAUCGCCUCUGUCGCUGCGGUACCGCAAAAGCUGGUUAACAAUGACGUGGAGACGGUCAUCGAGAUCUCGUUCCGAGAGAAUGGCUGGCUGGUCAACUGCGACACGGGUGGGAUCCGGCGUGUGCUCAUGAACUUGAUUGGCAACUCUCUUAAGUUCACUUCUGCAGGCUUCGUGCAUGUCUCUUUGCGGGAGCUCUCUAGCACUGAUACGCACAUCAUCGUCGAACUCGGCGUCACCGACACUGGGCGGGGCAUUUCCAGACACUUCUUAGAAGAGCAGUUGUUCCACCCCUUCACGCAGGAGAAUACCCUCGGCACCGGUACAGGCCUUGGGCUUUCCAUCGUCAAUAGCAUUGUUCAGUCGCCAGCGAUGAACGGCAAGAUCGACGUCUGGAGUACAGAGGGACAGGGUACUGAAAUCAAAGUCACUUGCGAGCUAGAAAAAGCCACGGCACAAGAGAUGGAAGGUGUGGUCUAUACGUCAAGCUUGGACGUUGCCGGCGAGUAUUCAUUCUCGCUGCUCGGUUUUGGAGAGCCGCGAGGUCAACAAGAUCUCAAGGAGGUCCUGCUGGGCUACUUGUGCGGCUGGUGGAAGUUUGCGCUUGCCGAAGAGAGUGUCGAAAGGGUGGCGGACAUGGUUAUCAUCAAUGAGGACGUCAGUCUGCUCGAAGCACUGCACGUGUCAGCCUCCAGCUCGCUGCCACCUGCGAUCAUUCUGACCAGCUCACGCGGCGGGCAAGAGAUGGCAAAUGCGUGCAACAUCUACCACGAGGCCGGAGGCGUAGCGCGGAUCCUGUUCAAGCCUUGCGGUCCAGCCAAGCUCGAAGCGGUGGUUGAUUUCUGCCUGCAGUGUGUCGAACGCACCCGUGAGGGCAAGCCACCAUUGGAGGAAGCCACGAAGGCGGACACACCGCUUCCGUCUCCAAAUGCGCACAACAUUAGCGUCAUCAAUGAAGAGAACCAGGACUAUUUUACGCUCGAGAAGCACGACAAGGAGUUGGGCGAAACCGACGACACGCCCGAAGCGAACCCCGACAUCACUCCACGCGGGCUUUCACACCAUUCCAAUGCCUCGCAACUGCAUCCCGAAGGCUUUUACAUGUCACCACCAGCUCCGAACCCGGGAUCCUCAAAUGCAUCACUGAUUCGGCGUCACUCUGCAGAAGACAAGUGGCGAUCCGGCCGCGUCAUGAAUGAUCCUAAAGAAGUCCCAGCCGCGAAGCGUCCGCUUUUGCCCGCAAGGAGUAUCACCUACCACGAGCCUCGAUUGCACAAGCACGUGCUCUUGUCCCCCAUGUCGCGAGAUCGGCUCGGAGAGGGAGAGAACUCCGACUAUUUCGCAGAUGUCAAUGGAAGUGGUAACGCUUCUUCACCAUCCACCACACCGGGGUCCACUGUGAGCCUGGAGGGGGGUGAAGGAACGAUUCUCAAGAACGUUGUCCACCCUGCCCGACCUCCGGGCGCGCCAGCUCCUCGCAAGCGAAUGCAGAUUCUCUCGGUUGAGGACAAUCCGAUCAACCGCAAUGUGAUUGCAGCCUUCCUUGAGAAAAUUAAUGUCGAUUAUGCCGAGGCUGUCAAUGGAGAAGAAGGUGUCAAGAUAUUCGAGGCUCAUCCGCCGAAUCAUUUCGAUGUCAUCCUCAUGGACCUCUCGAUGCCUGUGCUCGACGGAAUCGGCGCCACAGCUGCGAUUCGCCGAGUUGAAGCCGAGCGGUACACCGCGUCUUUGGCCGCCAGUGCCAACUCGAACACUUCCUCUUCAUCGUCCACAGGUGCAUCCAGUCGCGUUCGACCAAUAUUGCGUCACCAGAGCCCUCGAAGCCGCGUCAAGAUAUUUGCCUUGACGGGUCGAUCAUCGGAUGAGGACAAGCGUAUGGCUUUCGCUACUGGUGCCGAUGGCUACAUUGUUAAGCCGCUGAGUUUCAAAGUACUUUCGUCGUUGCUCAAAAUGCUCUCGCAGUAAAUCGAAUGGCAUUUACACUGUUCUUCUACUUUAGCGCAUGCCAUGUCACGCAACAGCGCACCGCUCGCGCCCAGUAUUGGCAUAUUUUGUGUACCGUCGACAUUUGCCCCCAUUUGACUGCUUACUAGCGGCCGCAGUUUCAUGCAUAUCAGGCUAGCUUGCAAUUUAUAUUUAGAGAGC